Echinops telfairi (small Madagascar hedgehog) is the source of this 1134-nucleotide messenger RNA. RefSeq names its product anosmin 1 (gene ANOS1). Gene Ontology annotation, biological process: neuron differentiation. The transcript has 7 exons. Gene Ontology annotation, molecular function: peptidase inhibitor activity; protein binding. Lineage: Eukaryota; Metazoa; Chordata; Mammalia; Afrosoricida; Tenrecidae. The coding region runs from base 1 to 1134 and encodes 377 amino acids. The record is from RefSeq and is a predicted model, not a curated record. Gene Ontology annotation, cellular component: cell surface; extracellular region.
AUGAAGCCCCUCUUCCCCAAGAAGAACUACGAGUGCUUGACCAGCUGCGGCUUCCUCAAGUACAUCCUGGCGGUGAAGCAGGGAGACUGCCCGGCCCCCGAGAAGGCCAGCGGGUUCGCGGCGGCCUGCGUGGAGAGCUGCGAGGCGGACGGGGAGUGCGCCGGCGUGAAGAAGUGCUGCCCCAACGGCUGCGGGCACACCUGCCAGGUGCCUAGGACCCUGUACAAAGGUGUCCCCCUGAAGCCCAGGAAGGAGUUGCGGUUCACAGAGCUGCCGUCCGGGCAGCUGGAGGUGAGGUGGUCCUCGAAAUUCAACAUCUCCAUUGAUCCUGUGAUCCACGUGGUGCAGAGGCGGUGGAACUAUGGCAUCCACCCGAGUGAGGACGAGGCCACGCAGUGGGAGACGGUGGCUCAGGUCAGUGCUGCAGGCCCCACUGCACCACCCACGCCAGCGAAUCUCCGGCUGGCCAACUGCACGGUCAACGGCGACGGCAGCGUGAACGUGGCCGUUGAGUGGGACCUGCCCGAGGACGCGGACAUCCCUGUGCAUCACUACAAAGUCUUCUGGAGCUGGGCUGUGAGCGGCAGGGCCCUCGGCCCCACCAAAAAGAAGCGGAGGAAGACGGCGGAGGGGCCCCGGCGAUCGCUGAGCCUGGAGCAGCUGCAGCCAGGCUGCAGCUACACGGUGGAGCUGCAGGCCAUCUCCUACUGGGGGCAGACCCGCCUCAAGAGCGCCAAGGCCACGCUUCAGUUCACGUCCCCACGAACCCCCGCUGCCGCCGCCGCCCACAGCAAAGAACCCCACGGCAAAGCCAGCAAGGGGGCCACUCCGCUCCAGCCCCCACUCCCCGGAAGACGGCCGGCGCGGCUUCUGGAGAUUGGAUCUCCCUUCUGCCAGGACAGCCAGCUGCAGGUCAAGGUGUACUGGAAGAAGCCCGAAGAUCCCAGCGUCACCCGUCACCAUGUGCGGUGGUUCCCGGAAUCCUGUUUCCACAAUGGCACGGGACGCUCAGAGAAGUCCACUUUUGCCGCAACACAUGUAAGUACGAGGUUGUGGUGCGUGACCCCGCAUGGUUCCCAGAAUCCUGUUCCCACCACAGGACGAGAUGCUCAGAGAAGUCAGCGUGUGCCAUGA